Molecule: messenger RNA, 5484 nt
Organism: Polyodon spathula (Mississippi paddlefish)
Lineage: Eukaryota; Metazoa; Chordata; Actinopteri; Acipenseriformes; Polyodontidae
Gene: ppp2r5b
Product: protein phosphatase 2, regulatory subunit B', beta
Exons: 13
Coding region: 2369-3895 (508 amino acids)
Biological process (GO): protein dephosphorylation; signal transduction
Cellular component (GO): cytosol; nucleus; protein phosphatase type 2A complex
Molecular function (GO): protein phosphatase activator activity
Source: RefSeq, a predicted model, not a curated record
GCUGCGUGGGGCUCAGAUGCUUUGCAGUAAAGGGCUGCGCGGUGUCAGGCUGGUAUCUCGUACCUUAUACUAGUGCCCAGUAAGAAAAAAAAAAAAAAAAGCGUGCAUUUAUUGCACUGCACGUCAGCUGGGAGCAUUGCACAACUGACAAUAGAUUUACCGAACCGAGUAUGAAUGGAUUCGAUUCGGUGAAACGACGGGAGAUCAGGAGCUGGCUGACGGGGGGAGAGAGACCGGCAUCUGGGGGAGAAAACGGUGGAAGAGAAGAAGGAGGGCGCGUCUGAGCGGCUUUGAAUUCGGGAAUACCAAACCAAGCCGCUGCGGCCGGCAAUCUCAACAGAGCAGGAUCGAAGAAGGGAAAAAAAAAAGACUAGGACACCCGAAGAUUGUGCCUAUUGUCGGGUCAAGCAGAGGAGGAGACGCGGCCGUGCGCAAUUGGAAGAUAGAAACAUAUCAGCAUUGGGCUGACAGUGUAUGAAAAUUGGAAAAUUAUUAUUUUUUUCUUUCUGCACAAGGGCACCACACGGGGAAGAGGACGCACAUCCGAUGCCUGGGCUGCAGACCGCACAUGAAAGCGCUUGCACGGGUUCUUCGCUUCUGCAAUGGUAGCCGGUCUUCAAUCGGACACUGCGAGAAGAGAAGAUUCUGUUCGCCGUGUUUUUAACCCUUGCACAGACUAACAAACAGGCAGCGUUUGAUCAAGCAGAAAAGAAAAAUAAAAAAAAACGCUGUUAAUUUAAUAAGUGGGGAGAAUUUAAACAUAUUUAUUAAGUUGGGAAUCUCUUUGUCUUAUUAUUAUUUCUUUAUUGACAGGAACGGUGUUACAUUUUGGCUAGUGGGUAUACUUUUAUGAAAUAAAUAAUAAUAAUAAUAAUAAUAAUAAUAAUAAUAAUAAUAAUAAUACCAGCUUGCUAAAUUGUUCGGUGCUAGUAAGCAUUUAACUAUAAUUAAAGAGAACAGAUCUGUAUCAAGGUUAACGAACACGCCUCUUAUAGUAAUACGCAUUCGUAGGUGGCGAGAACAGCGCGUUUUGUUAUCAUAGAAACGUGUUUUUUUUGAGGGGGGGGAGAGGAAGCAGUGCUUUCUGCUGGAUAAUGACACACUGUACUAUUUUGCAAGCAAAAUAUACAGCGUUUUAACUUGAAAGGGUCCCUUACACUGUGUGCAAGCGCUGUGCGCACACAUACACACACGCACACACACACACACACACACGCACACACGCACACACACACACAACCAUUGAAUUGAGCAUUCGCUUACGUCAUCGCUUUUAGCAUGGGGGGAAUUCAAAACGAAGCGAUGCUGCUUGACCAGGCUAGCGACAUUAAUCUGUGAUUUGCAUUGCCUGUGAUAUAGCAAAGCCCCGGGUUUAGACGCGCUAGCAAGCAAGACUAUAUAGCUAUACAGUAAUAAUAAUAAUAAUAAUAAUAAUAAUAAUAAUAAUAAUUUCACAAAACGUUGCAGUAUAUACAUAGAAGGAAAAACUAACAGAUAUCAUAUGUGCUUUUAAUAAUUGUGUAUUAUAAUUGAAUGAAACUGGGGGGGGGGGGGGGGGGUGAACGGUCCCAUGCAUAAAUUUUCUCCCGGGUGCAGCGCUGCACGGCUAAACUAACAACAAAAGCGACCCCUUAGCUGUAACGGGUGCUAAAACUCAGCGUGUAUUUAACAGUGUGCAGCGUUUCCCUGGCCGGCUGUGCUGUGCAGUAGUGCGCUGCUAUCCGAGUCUCGCUUAUACUGCAGCCGAGCCCGCACGCAGCCGCAGCAUCUGCACUGGAACUGCUGUGCUUCUCAAGACGUGCAUAUGCGCACACGUUUGUUUGGUUUUUUUUUUUCAAAACCGAAACGGGAGCCAGAGUGGUUGUUUUUUAUUUAUUUAUUUUUUCUCUUGUGCACACUUGUUAUCGUUACAACACGCCGCAUGCAUCCUUCGGUAACCUGCAGCUCCUGCCUUUGAACCCAACACCGGAACACGUGCGUGGGGUGUGCGGGGCGCGCCCACCAAGCAUCCCCCACUUCUGGGCUCUGGGCGAGAAGAAGGCACCUGUGUGAAACGACCCCUGGCUUAUUCCUGAGUGUUAUUAUUAUUAUUAUUAUUAUUAUUAUUAUUAUUAUAGACCCGUAUAGACGCUUGGCAACCGGCUGCCUUGGUAAAAACUACAAAGUCACUCUUCUGUGAUUGGUAACGUGUGGUUUUUUUUUCAUUGAAGAUUCACAUUGCGUCACUCCAGACCAGCCCUCUCUGUCUCCGGUCCCUCCCUGCCUUCCCUACCUUCCCUACCUAUCUCCCUUUGUGACUGUGCGCCUGGUAUCUUCUUUUAAGGAGUUUAUUUUUUAGUUUUUCUUGGGUGUUCAUUUGUGCCAUACCAUGGAGACCACCAAGCUACCCCCGUGCAGCCCUAGCUCCCCCACGACCGGCUUCACCGUGCCCAGCGCCGAGAAAGUGGACGGGUUCCCCCGGCGUUCAAUGCGUCGAGCCCGGCAGAGGCGAUCCCACAGCUCGUCUCAAUUUCGAUAUCAGAGCUCGCAAGUGGAACUCACUCCCCUGCCGCUUUUAAAAGACGCCCCCGUGUCGGAGCUGCAUGAUCUGUUCUGUAAGAAGCUGCAGCAGUGCGGCGUGCUCUUCGACUUCCUCGACUGCGUGGCGGACCUCAAGGGCAAGGAGAUCAAGCGGGGGGCUCUCAACGAACUGGUGGAGACCGUCGCCACCAACCGGGGCGUCCUGAUCGAGCCAGUGUACCCCGAGGCUGUGAAGAUGAUCUCGGUGAAUAUCUUCCGUACUCUGCCGCCGAGCGAGAACCUCGAAUUCGACCCCGAGGAAGACGAACCGACACUGGAAGCCUCCUGGCCUCACCUGCAGCUGGUCUACGAGUUCUUCCUAAGAUUUCUGGAGAGCGCCGACUUCCAGCCGUCGGUGGCCAAGCGAUACAUCGACCAGAAGUUUGUGAUGCAGCUGCUAGAGCUGUUUGACAGCGAGGACCCGCGCGAGAGGGAGUAUCUGAAGACCAUCCUUCACCGGGUCUACGGGAAAUUCCUGGGACUGCGAGCUUACAUCCGCAAGCAAAUCAACAACAUCUUCCUGAGGUUCAUCUACGAAACCGAGCACUUCAACGGGAUAGCAGAGCUUCUGGAGAUCCUAGGCAGCAUCAUCAACGGCUUCGCUUUGCCUCUGAAGUUGGAGCACAAGCAAUUCCUGGACCGAGUCCUGAUUCCGCUCCACACGGCGAAGUCUCUGUCUGUGUUCCACGCGCAGCUGGCAUACUGCGUGGUACAGUUCAUGGAAAAAGACUCAACCGUUACAGAAUAUGUAAUCAGAGGUCUCCUGAAAUAUUGGCCCAAAACCUGCACUCAGAAAGAGGUGAUGUUCUUGGGAGAGGUCGAGGAGAUCUUGGAUGUGAUCGAGCCCUCCCAGUUCGUCAAGAUUCAGGAUCCUCUUUUCAAGCAGAUCGCUUUCUGCGUCUCCAGCCCCCACUUUCAGGUGGCGGAGCGCGCUCUCUACUUCUGGAACAACGAGUACAUCUUGAGUCUGAUAGAAGACAACUGCAGCAUCAUCCUGCCCAUCAUCUUCGCUACCCUGUACAGAGUCUCCAAGGAGCACUGGAACCAGACCAUCGUCUCUCUGAUCUACAACGUCUUGAAAACCUUCAUGGAGAUGAACACCAAGCUGUUCGAUGAACUCACUGCAUCCUACAAAGUAGAGAAACAGAAAGAGCAGAAGAAGGAGAGGGAGAGGCAGGAGCUGUGGAGGAAGCUGGAGGAUCAGAGGAUACGGAAGCUGCAGAGUCUGGGAGAGGCGGAGAUGAACCGACUCAACCUGCAAAUCAGCCAGAACGACCAGAGAGGAGAGGCCAACAGCAGCGCGGACGGACCGAACAGACCGGCCAGCAAAACCUAGAACCCGCCCAGGCCAGCGGGACCUUACCCAGAACCCCAUCGCUGGACCGGCACCACGGCCUGGCUCCAAAACCAUUAGGACUUUUAUUACAUAAUAAUAAUGAUAUUAAUAAUGUUAAUAGUUGCAGUGUAUAGGACAAAAACACUAGGGGGAGCUGUUUCAACAAUACAGCAACAGUUCUGCAGCACCUAGAAUUUUAGGAUUGAGAGACAUAAGUAAGAGAAAAUAAUCAUUCGAAUCUGACCCCCGGGCUAUAGCACAACUACAUCCCCUUUCAGAAACGAACUGGACCAGGGUUCCGCUGAAACUCCAAACUCUUAACUCAGAUCACUCAGAUAGAUGACAGAUAGUCACACAGAUCAAACACUGGACCUUGUUGUCGUCAUUUAGAAAUACAAAGGGGCAAAAAAAAAAAACACUAAGCCAAGCAGAAAACCAUUUCGGCUCUAGUGCCUUUUUCAGACUUAGUUACAGUGUCUUACCUUUCCUGUUGCGAGCGCGGCACACCUGGGCUGUGACCCAAAUCUUCCAAACUUCCGGAUGGCAAUUUUAAACUGUCUUUCUUUUUUUUAUUAGCCUCUUAUUAACUUUUUCUCCUGCUGUUUUUCAAAUACAGCUGGGUAGAUCGCUGGGGCCCGGUCACUUCCUGCGCUGUAGGUCACACGUUUUUUUUUUUUUUUUUGGGGGGGGGGGGGGGGGGGUUAGCAAUAACCGAAGAGUUUAAUUCUAUCACGUUUCUCUUGUUUGUGAGUUCUGUAUCGUGUCGGGUCUCCAAUGUGUAUUAUACUGGACUCCCCAGACUAAUGCAGGCCCUGUAAUAUCAGCUCUGUACGAAUGUGAAACCCAACGGAACCCAAAUGCCCCACCAGAACUGGAAAACUAUGAACUGGGAUGCCGUUUUACCAGCCGAAAUGCUGCCGUCCGCUCCUGAGAAUUGGACAAAGCCUUAGCAUUCGCGUCUUAACUCUGUCUGCCUGCAUUCCAUUAAUGCAUUGAAAUCUAACAUUGAUGUGUCUUGAAGUGCGCCCCCUAGAGUUUGACAGCCGCAUGCACAUGAUACAUAUUGUGUUUGGCUAGAGAAGUAAACUGUGUAUAUCCAGGCCUCCGUGCAUGCUGUAAGGAACAGGACUGUGAAACCAUCUGCCUGUACGUUUGCAUUGCGUUGGGAUAGAGUCUAUCAGUUGGAUUUUGACUCUUAUCAGCUGGUUCCAGUUUACAGAGCUUCAAGGAGCUUCAAAAGGGGGGGGGGGACUCGAUUGAAGUAUUUUGUUUGUUUUUUUUUAAAUAGAAAGGAGUUGACAAAGUGAACCCGGGCAGAUGUUUUCAGCGCAGCACAGAAGCGUUUCAGAAGGGGAUAGUUAGCACCCUGCGGUCCCGUCCUACCAAGGGCAGCCCCCGGCCCAUUGCAGCUGCCUUCCUUCCCAGUAGCGCGCAGAAAUAACCCAGUUCGGAUUGUGUAGCAUUGUUUGCUGGUGGAUGAAUGGUUUUUGCUCCCCGGUGUGUAAAACUGCUAGCAGCUUCCUUCUGUUUUGCUCCGUAUGGAGCUCACACAGGAAUGUGUCCAGUGAGUUUUCAGAGCAGAGCGGGAG